Actinia tenebrosa (Australian red waratah sea anemone) is the source of this 1312-nucleotide messenger RNA. RefSeq lists its product as uncharacterized. Lineage: Eukaryota; Metazoa; Cnidaria; Anthozoa; Actiniaria; Actiniidae. The record is from RefSeq and is a predicted model, not a curated record.
CGCUCAAGACUGUCAUUCCCUGAGCCACUUCCUCCUYGUUUAUUGUUUAUUGUUUCUCUUUUUCUUUUUAGCUUGUUUUUCCUUUGCAGGAAUAGACUCUGUUCUCUGUAGUCUGUUCUUCGCCCGUCAGUGACAGACACGCCGUCAUUGGUGUGAGAACUGUCACGCGGAACUGGUGAUUGGUCUUGUAGCUUUCGGUUUGAAGGAGACGAUAGGAUUUUCACCGGGCUGUUUGUCCAACACAUUUUAAAAAUGACCAACAAGCAACAACUGGAUCUUGGUAAUGCGGCAAGAAAUAUGUCUCCUGAUGAACAGGCAAUCGGUCUUAUCACAAGUUUGGUAGCACAACCGGCAGUGAAUUUCGAGUCUUUAGAGAUUACAAGGCAUACAGGAGAAAUCAGCGAGUUGAAAGAACAACUCGAACAAAGAGACGCCGAGAUAAUCGAGCUUCGAAAAAAUGUAAAGCAACUCGAAGAGAACAACAAUAAUCUUCUCAUAAAACUGGAAGUAAAAGACGAGGAAGUGAAGAUUUUGAAGAAACGUAUACAACUACUCGAAGAUUAAAAGAAAAUCCUUAAAGAGGAAUUGGCUGCCGUUCAGUUCAAGUUGAAGAGCAUUGAAGAAGAAAUGAAAAACCUACAACAGUCGAGGCAAGACGACAAAGAAAAGUCCUCAAAGGUGGACGAGGAAAUGAAAAUGAUUCACUACGCUUUAAAAGAGAUCAAAAAAGAUUUAGCGGCGACUAAAUCUGAGAAUGAAGUGCUAAAGAAGCAGAUCCGUCAUCAGUCUCGGUACGUACCCGGUGCCCUUCCACUAAUGCCUGUACCAGCGAGUGAAGACGCGAAUGCUUUGAAAACUCUAGGAGAAAUGUGCCUACAGAUUCAAGCUGGGUUCUACAAGAAAAUCCUUCCCGGCUACUUCACUCCCAUAAGGAGUUACAAAAUUGCAACUCUGAAAAAAGAUAUUGAGAAGCUUUCUAAAACAGUAAACGAAAAGGCUGAAGCUCGUAAACGAUGGGAAGACCUCAAAUCCACUCUACARUUGAGGGAGGAAKAUUUUGAAGAAGCUCUUGAUGCUCUACAGGAAGGAUACAACCGAAGCCACGAUUUAAAACCACCAAACCUAAAUGUAAAAGUGCUAAAAGAAUCGGCUGAGUUAUUGGAAAGGCAAAAWAUCUUGAAGGGAUGGAUCUCUCUGGAGCGAGUCAACGGUCUGAUAGAUAUUUGGAAAAACCUCGUGGACUGUGGUGAAAAAGCCUGAACAMUUAUUGCAAUAUCUGACUGAAACUUUUCUACGUAGUAAGCCUUUUAAA